Molecule: messenger RNA, 978 nt
Organism: Chaetomium globosum CBS 148.51
Lineage: Eukaryota; Fungi; Ascomycota; Sordariomycetes; Sordariales; Chaetomiaceae
Exons: 2
Coding region: 1-978 (325 amino acids)
Source: RefSeq, a predicted model, not a curated record
AUGACGCUGGCAGGGAAUCCGAAUCCCCACAUACCUAACUCUCCGGUUCGGGUGUCAUUGGUGUCGGGCCAGUCUAUUCAGCUUGGGAAAUCAGCGACUUGCUCGCCACACACAAUCAAGAAACGCGCCCGUCCAGCACACGGGAAACGGCACCGAGCUCAUGCGCUGCACGACAAUUCCGAAUCCGAAGACAACAGCGACCAAGAACAGCAAAGUUACGGUCGCGAGGAAAUAGUUACAUCCUACGAUCUUCUUGGCACAAACGAUGAAGGAUCAAAAAAGCCAAACGGGUCCUCGAGACACAACACAUCGGCGGAGAGAGGUCAGGAGGAGAGCUCGGAGGCAGACCAACCGGAGAACACAAAUUCGAAAACUGGUCGGAAUGAUGCCGGGACAGAUGACCCAGAAUCUGGAGACAAACCAGUCAAGUGGGGUUUGACCAUCAACAUGAAGGGGAAGGGAGAUAGCAAAAGGGGAGUGACGAGGAAGGUGAAACCACAGACCGAAGCUCCUGGCUCCGACAGUGAUCUGAAAAGCGAAAAAGAUGCUUCGAAGACAAUUGACGACGAGGCGCUCGAUGCUCUCAUGGGUUCUCGGAUACCGAAACGCAAACACCUCGACUCCGACGCUGCUGACCGGGAACCGCGACCUGAAGACUAUCGUUCAGUUCCCAUCGACGACUUUGGCGCCCACCUUCUCCGAAACUUUGGUUGGGAUGGGAAAAUGAAGGGCAAGGUCAAGGAAGUCACAAGGCACGCCAACCUCACAGGACUAGGUGCCAAGGAUGCAAAGGGCGCUGAGGAUCUAGGUUCUUGGAAUCAAAAGACGACUAAGGACUCCCGCCCCGUGAGGCUUGAUGACUACCGGAGAGAAGAAAGCAAGAAGCGCCAGCGGACCGAUGACCGGUAUGCAGACAGCUACAAGCGGGAGAGGGAGAGGGAAAGAGAACGAGAGCGGGGACGGGACAGAGACAGGUAG